GGUCCGCAAGGCGCAGGCGCGGAGUCGCUCGGUGAGGCGGUUUGUGCUGCAGCCGGAGCUGGAACGGGGACUCAGGGGUGAAGAUGCCGCUGGAAUUCGAGCUGUGCCCCGGGCGGCUGAUCGGCGGCGAUCAUCCGUGUUUCAUCAUCGCCGAGAUCGGCCAGAACCACCAGGGCAGCAUCGAGAUCGCCAAACAGAUGAUCCGGAUGGUCAAGGAAUGUGGGGCAGACUGUGCAAAGUUCCAAAAGAGUGAGUUGGAGCACAAGUUUAACAAGAGAGCUUUAGAAAGGCCUUACCCGUCUAAACACUCGUGGGGAGCCACCUAUGGAGAUCACAAGCGCUACCUGGAGUUCAGUCACGAGCAGUAUAGGGAGCUCUCCAAAUUUGCACAAGAAGUUGGUAUCUUUUUCACAGCAUCUGGCAUGGAUGAGGUGGCAGUUGAAUUUCUUCAUGAACUGAAUGUGCCUUUCUUCAAAGUUGGCUCUUCAGACACAAAUAACUUCCCAUAUUUGGAAAAAGCUGCCAAGAAAGGUCGGCCAAUGGUGAUCUCUAGUGGAAUGCAGAGCAUGCAAACAAUGAGGGAAGUUUACAAAACUGUGAAACCCAUCAAUACUAAAUUUUGCUUUCUCCAGUGCACCAGUGCAUAUCCAGUGGAGCCAGAAGACACUCACCUACGUAUCAUCACGGAAUAUAAAAAAGAAUUUCCAGAUAUUCCUAUUGGAUACUCUGGCCAUGAAACUGGAAUUGCUAUAAGCAUAGCAGCAGUCGCAAUGGGAGCUAAGGUUUUGGAACGUCACGUGACCAUGGACAAAACCUGGAAGGGCAACGACCACCAAGCAUCUCUGGAGCCCAGUGAGCUACGGGAACUGGUUCACUCCAUCCGUACUGUAGAAAAAGCGUUUGGAUCUCCCAUCAAACACAUGCUGCCAUGUGAGAUGGCCUGCCACAACAAGCUGGGAAAAUCAUUAGUAGCCAAAGUGACUAUUCCAGUAGGAACAAAACUGACCCUGGACAUGAUGACUGUGAAGGUGGCAGAACCCAAAGGUAUUGAGCCAGAUGACAUCUUUAAACUGGUGGGGAAGCAAGUUAAAGUCCACAUAGAUGCAGAUGAAACAAUCUCAGAUGACAUGAUUGAAAAUUAAAGAAAGAAGACCUAAGUUUAUACAAAGGUGGUGAAUGAAUUAAAUAUCUUAAUUUAAAUUGCCAAUAAAAUUAGGCCUGUCGGAUGUACCAAAUCAAGCAUUUUAAUUUUAUAUCUGACUUUAAUUGGGGAAAAUGUCACUUUUACACAUCUGGAACUACUGUACCAAAUCAAUUAAAUAAAAACUUAACUGCUGCAUCAAA
Molecule: messenger RNA, 1344 nt
Organism: Carcharodon carcharias (great white shark)
Lineage: Eukaryota; Metazoa; Chordata; Chondrichthyes; Lamniformes; Lamnidae
Gene: nansa
Product: N-acetylneuraminic acid synthase a
Exons: 6
Coding region: 84-1142 (352 amino acids)
Biological process (GO): carbohydrate biosynthetic process
Molecular function (GO): N-acylneuraminate-9-phosphate synthase activity
Source: RefSeq, a predicted model, not a curated record